Lemur catta (Ring-tailed lemur) is the source of this 724-nucleotide messenger RNA. RefSeq lists its product as uncharacterized. The record is from RefSeq and is a predicted model, not a curated record. The transcript has 2 exons. The coding region runs from base 1 to 672 and encodes 223 amino acids. NCBI's taxonomy places the organism in Eukaryota, Metazoa, Chordata, Mammalia, Primates, Lemuridae.
AUGCCGGCUGAAACAGAAAAGGAGAAACUACGCUCCUGCGAACGGAGGACUCCGGAGUUGCUUCUCGGAGGCGCCCGCCCUGCUCGCCCUGCCCGCCCUGCCGCCGUGUUUACCCUCGCCGGUCGGUGUCUCUUUGUUGUGCUGGCCGGAAGGCUGAGGUGGUUCUUGGGGUCCCGAGUGGAGUUUGAGGGAGGGGGACGCGGAGAUGUGCGGUCCCGGGGGGGAGGUGGGGGUGCGGUCUCAGGAGAACGUAAACUUUAUUCCUGGCAGCCGGUGCGGGACUUCGGUCUAGCAGGGCCCCGGGCCACGCUCCCCCGGCCCCGGCAGGCGCUGCCGCCGCCGGUCCGCCUCCUUUGUGCCGGCCGCCUUUCCCGGCCGCCGGCUUCGCGUCUCCUUCCUCCUCCCCUUCGGCUUCUAGCGCUCAGGUCGCCGCCAGCAGUUUCGCUUCUUAAAAACAACCUCUGUCAGCGUCGCGAUCGCCGUUCCCAUUCCGGAAUAUCCGCUGCUCCCCCACUCCCCGCUGGGGCAGUUUCAAGAUUGCUCCCCCCACCCCACCCCCGUCCGCCUACUGCUGCCCUUUUUUGCCUCCGCCCCCUCUUCCCUCUCGGACUGACGAGCUGCGGCUGCCACCUCUACUCCCCAAUUCGGGCCUCUCUUGCUGUCUGUGUGUAGCUUGAGGCUCUGGAGUUCGCUGAAAUUGAGCGGAGAACUGCAGUGUAAAGGA